Molecule: messenger RNA, 1284 nt
Organism: Lentinula edodes (shiitake mushroom)
Lineage: Eukaryota; Fungi; Basidiomycota; Agaricomycetes; Agaricales; Omphalotaceae
Product: fatty acid desaturase-domain-containing protein
Exons: 14
Coding region: 1-1284 (427 amino acids)
Biological process (GO): lipid metabolic process
Molecular function (GO): oxidoreductase activity
Source: RefSeq, a predicted model, not a curated record
AUGCUCUGGUACCAAAUAUUUUCAGACGGCGUUGAAUACGAAGCCCGCGUAGGGAAGCCUUUCGUUCCUCCGGACCUCACAAUCAAGCAGGUCUGGGAGGCUGUUCCCAAACACCUCUUCAAGAAGAGUACCACAAAGAGCUUGCUUUAUCUCGCUAGGCACCUCUUAAUCACUUACCUCUUCUAUGUCUUUGCACAAAACAUCGAUCUUAUCGUGUCUUCGCUUGGAGGAACGCCGUUAGCAAGGCAGGUCUUGAAGGCGGUCUGCUGGAUGGGAUACUGGAGUUUCCAGGGUUUUGCGUUCGCAGGACUAUGGUGCAUAGGUCACGACGCCGGUCAUGGAGCUCUAUCGGACUACGGAAUCGUCAAUGAUGUCCUCGGGUUGGUCCUUCAUGCAUCUGUCUUGACACCAUACCAUGCUUGGAGAUUUACACAUCGCGCUCAUCAUAAAGCAACCCAAAGUCUUGAGCGUGACGAGACGUUCAUGCCCUUCACACGCAGGGACUUCAAGCUUCCAGAUGGUAAAGUUGCAGUAAGAAUGGAUUACACAGAAAUUUUGGAGGAGACGCCGGCUUUCACGUUGUUCAAACUGUUUGUGAGGCAGUUCUUCGGUUUCCAGCUUUAUCUUUUGCACAAUCGUAAAGGCAAUCGAAGAUAUCCUGCUUACACAAGCCAUUACCGACCAAGCUCUCAACUUUUCAAGCCCUCAGAACGUUCAGCGAUCAUUCUGUCAAACAUCUCUCUCCUCGUCAUGUACACCCUACUCAGUAUGUACAUCAAGAGCCACGGAUGGAACAGUGCCAUGAAGUACUACUUCAUGCCUUGGUUUUUCCAACACAACUGGAUGGUCAUGUUCACAUAUCUUCAACACAGCGAUCCGACGAUUCCGUACUACCGCAAGAGUGAAUGGACUUUUGUCCGAGGUGCUUUAGCCACAGUUGACAGACCCGUAUUUGGUUGGCUCGGGAGGGUCCUUCUAUACAACAUCGCAAGCGACCACUUGGCUCAUCACUUUUUCUCAACAAUCCCAUUCUACAAUCUUCCUGAGGUGACGAAAGCUAUCAAACCUGUUCUUGGAGAGUAUUACAACUACGACUCGACCGGUGUUCUUGCCGCUUUGUGGCGAUCUUUCACGCAAUGCGUGUUCAUCGAAGACGAAGGGGAAAUUCUGUUCUACAAGAACCGUGCCGGUGAGGCUAUCGUUGACGUCGACGAGAAGCUUAAAGCCAACCGAAAUGGGAAACCAGUGGAUGGUACAGGGCAGGAGGAAAUGAUCAUCGACUGA